Molecule: messenger RNA, 1719 nt
Organism: Naegleria gruberi
Lineage: Eukaryota; Heterolobosea; Eutetramitea; Acrasida; Naegleriidae
Exons: 2
Coding region: 1-1719 (572 amino acids)
Source: RefSeq, a predicted model, not a curated record
AUGGCAAGACGAGCGAAAAAACGUUUUUCAAAAACUAACCACAAGAGAUCUGCUGCAGCAGAAGAGGACAAAACCACAAAUGUUUCCAGCAGACUAGUCUCGGGAUGCCUUAAUGAUACAAAUAAUACAACAAUAAAACAAGAAGAACCAUCACAACAAUUAAAGAAAUGUAAAAUAGAAGUUGUAGAAAAAUCUAUAGCAGAUGUAGAUUUAAGGCUACGAAAUAUAUAUCAUGAUGAAGAAGCUUCACAUCGACAACAAGAAAUAUUAGGGAAUUCAUUCGUAAGAUACCUUCCACCUGUUUUUGGAAAAACAACACACGAAAGCCUUAAAAAUCUCACUGUACGAAAGGAGAAGAUAUUUAGGUAUGAAUUAUUCCCUGAAUGUAUUUAUCCACCAGAGAAACAAGAUCUUGGUGAAUUGAUUGCAAAUUUGAUAAAAGUUAGUGUGAAAAGUCUUUUGGAAGGUAAAUUAUCUGAAAAGGAGCAAAAAUUAAGAAUUACUUUAACUGGAAGAUCAGGUGAUGGAAAAACUUUCUUACUAUAUUAUUUAGCCAAUAAGUGUAAUGAUUCCUGUAUUUUUAUUCCAAUUCAUCUUUCAAUUAAUGAGUUUUUUUAUAGAGCUAGAAUUCCUGAUGAAGAUGCUCUGUUGAUUGACUGUGGAGUGUUAAUUUGCUCCUAUUUGACCUAUGUUCAAGAGUUUUUGGAGAGUGGCAUUACCAAUCCUUACAAAAUUAUGGAACUGUUCAACAAUACAUAUUCAAGAAAGGUAAUGGAGAGAGCAAUAACAUUUGCAAGCACCAACAGUAAUAUGUUAGUACGAGUAGAAUGUCAAAAAUUGAGUAACAAAUUUGGUAAAUAUCCAGUGUUUGUUAUUGAUGAAGCACAUAUCAUGGCCUCAUCUCUUGCCAACAAAAUUUCAAAUGAUGAUGGAAAAAGAAAUGAAUCUGCAUUGACUGCAAUAACGAGAGUGGCAGGAUCAAUCCCUGUAAUUUGUUGCUCCACCAAGAUAUCCGGAGUUAAUCUAGGAAUAGAUGUUUCUGGUUCUGAGCAUUUGUACAAGUUUAAUUUAACAACAGAUAUUAUUGAUAUACCAAAGAGAGACAUUUCCCCAAGCGAUUUCAUUUCCUUCUUUAUUAACCCUUUUGAGAAUGAAGAUGUAAAACUCUUUACAAAUAUGCUUCUCUCUGAAUGCCCAGUCCGUAUUCAUACAAUGAUUAUAGAUGAGUACUGGUUAGUUAUGGACAAAAACUUCCAAACAGAUUCAAACUCCAAAACAUGGAAUCUGAAGAAAGCUAUUAAGGGAGUGCUCACAAAUCAAAUGCCUUCUUUAGGAAAAAAAAUGAAAGAGGAGUUUGAUAAUAUUACUAAUGAACGGCUAAAAAAGCUAUUAUUCUUUGUUUGGACAGGUUUAAAUCCUAACAUUGAAAACAAUUCAGAUUUUGACUCGAGUUCACUAAAGAGCGUGGUACAAGAAUUCAACCUCCAUUCACAUGAUUUGUCUCAAGAGUAUGAAUUGUUCUCUCAACAAAUGCUGCAUCUGGGAUGUGGUAAACCAAAGGACGGAACUUAUAGAUUUUCUGAUGCUUUUUUUAGGUUUGGAUAUUUUGAAUCCAUGAGAGAUGAUAAUUGGUACACAUAUGUUGAAAACUUGGGGAGCUGGGAAACCACUUACAAGUUGCGUUUUGUUUGCAGGGGCAAAAGGCACUUGGUUGGAUAA